This is a messenger RNA of Schizosaccharomyces octosporus yFS286, 809 nucleotides long. RefSeq lists its product as uncharacterized. The record is from RefSeq and is a predicted model, not a curated record. The transcript has 2 exons. The coding region runs from base 87 to 689 and encodes 200 amino acids. NCBI's taxonomy places the organism in Eukaryota, Fungi, Ascomycota, Schizosaccharomycetes, Schizosaccharomycetales, Schizosaccharomycetaceae.
AAAAAAACUAUAUAAACCAACUUUAGUAGAUUUGAUUAAACUUGCUAAUUGUCAACCACACAUAAUAGCUGGUAAAUAUUUCUGAAAUGAGCUUUCCUGCAAACACACACGUCCUUAUUCCUAAAGCUUCUCUCAAAUCUGGUGAAGGAAAGAAGGUUCUUAAUCUACUGAACGAUGUGAGUACGCAUGUUAGUCAAAGCGAACCUUUUACUUCAUGCUACUAUUUUGCUUACGAUGCCGCCAACCCAGAUUCCGUUUGGGGCAUCGAAAUUUAUGAUAACAAGGACGCCUUAGAAAGUAAGCAUGCGGUUUCACCACCAUUUCUCAAGUUUGCUGGUUAUCUUAGCUCAGAGCAAUCACCAAUGGUUGAACCUCUUCAAAAGUGUAACUUCCAAAUUGUCGAAGGCUUCUUGAACAAAAACGGUGCUCCCGAAUCUGCUGAUGAUUACCUCGUUUAUACUGAAUACAAAGCUUCUGGUAAUCCCGACGAAUUGAAGAAACAGCUUACAGUCGAUCAAGAUGCUGAUACCAGUCUCAUUCUUCACUCUUUGGACGACUCUUUGCUCUUUGCUACAGUGACUAGAUAUGCCAAUGGCCGUAAGCAACCCGAACCUAUUCAAGUCCCUGGUGCUACCGCUACCAUUCAGCAUUUAAAAUACGCUAAUGUGGGAUUUUUGGCUCGUAACUAAGUAUGCCUGAAAUACUCUACUAUUUGAUAAGACCAAUAUAAUGAAUGUUGUUGUGCUGAAUAUGAAUCUUCAUUUCAAGGUAUUCUUUAACAAAGUACCUAUUAUUAUUGAUAAAAUAAC